GGGAACCGAGUGCGACUUUAGAAGUCCGGAAGACGUGGCCUGGGACGGACUGGCGAAGUGAACUGUCCCGCCUCUUGAGAGUGGCCUCUGCCUGCAUCCUCUCCUCUCUCCUCUUUGGUGUCCGAAGUAUUUAGUACUAUACCUCUGGAAGGACUUUUAUUGUUUUCUCGGGAGCAGAUCCGUAAAAGAAGAAGAAUCUUUUGUGUCUCUUGGAGAGAAGUGUACCAUGUGCUAGAACUGUUUAUAGGCCUCACGGGAAUAAAAGCCUCCAAUAUGAAGCUAUUGGUUUUGGUGUUGUCACUGACCAGUUGUCUAGGUCAGCAAGACCUCCCUAGAGAAGUGAAGUGGGAUUACAGUGAAUGGCAGCCCAUCCUUGCACCUUGCCCUACCUGCAGACACUCAAGGAUCUUGGAAGCUAAGCCUGCACAUAUAUCUACAGUGGCUGUAGGGAAGCCUAUCUUGCCACAGUCUGAGGAUGAAACUUCUGCUGUGGCACAACCCCCACCUGAGGAUACUUCUUCUGUGAUACAGCUUCAACCAGAAGAUUCCUCUUCUGUGUUACAGCUUCAACCUGAAGAUUCUUCUUCUGUGAUACAACUUCAACCUGUUUUCCUGACAAAUCUUCCCGAGAUCAAGCCUGAAAACUUUGUCAAAACUAUACCACCUACUUUCAAGACUAAUCCUUCCGAAAUCAAUGCUAAAAACUUGGUCCCAUCUACACCACCUCGUACACCUGCUAUUUCAUUCCCACCAACAAAACCAGGUUUUCCUUUAACACCAGCUGUGCCAGGUGCUAAUGGAGUCAACCAAGUACGGUUGGUGUACCUCCCAGAAGGUUCCAUUCAACAACUCUCAUCAGCCAAUGCUGCAAGGAUCAUUCCUACAUCUCAGGUCCCUAACCAAAUACGAGAAAGUAUUGAUUCAAUUCCGCCACUGCCCUCCCCGCAAGUUAUUCAGUCAAUUGACUUUUCGGAUAAACAGAAGCGUGACCAUGAAGGACGUAUAGUGUCUGGUGGAGCAACUAAUUCCUUACCCAUGUCAUUGAUUACAACACGUGGCCACGAAAAUGAUGCCCGAGAAAAGUUGAAACUUUUAGAAGCAGCUUUAUCUGCUCCCCUUGAACAAGAGAGUGAGAAGUUACCAAGAGUUUUCAUUGCUCCAUCACACGUACCUCCACCUCCUGGUUAUGUAAAGAUUCCUCUGGUUCCUCAAGGAAAGUCAGAAUCUCAUGGAAAUGAGCCACUUCCGCCCACAUUUCUUACACCAGACUCACGUAAUCCUCCUCCAGGUUUUGUCAAAUUUGACCUUCCAUCAACUGUUAGUAAAUUAUCGAAGGACAUUCCUGUUGUGGUUCCAAAUUCGCAAGUAGAACCAAAUGUUAUAUUCAGUGGACCGACCAUUUCUUCUACUCCAGGUCCCAUCCGUCCAGAUGCUGCUUUGAAUAUCCAGGCCCAGAAUUUACGAACAGGAAAAAAUAUAAUUUCCGGUGCACAAAUAUCUCAAGUUAUUCCCAAGGAGGAAUCAAAACCCACAAUUCCACCCAAGUCUCUGGUUCCAUCAGAUCAAGCAGUUACUGAACCUAGGCGCCCUCCAGGACCCCUGAACUCUUUGCGUCCUAUUCCACAGAGACCAGCUCCACUUCCUCAGAACGGUUUUCAGACUCAAUUCUUUCCGCCACGCCAACCUCCUCAUUUUCCCCAACAGUCUAUACAAAACUUGAAUCAGCCACAUCCCUUUGCUCACAGACCUGGUCAACCACUUCCUUUAUUCCCUGGACAACCUGUAGUGCAACCUUUACCACAUUCUGGUCAAUUUUUCCCCAGGCCAGGUCAGCAAUUUGUACAGCAUAACCCAAGUACCCCAAGGCCAGAUAAUCAUUUUGUCCAGUCAAAUCAGGUAUUUCCAAAUCAAGGUAUCCCAAGGCCACUCCCACCAUUCCCACAGGCAGGUCAGCCUCAUAAUCAACAAUUCUUGCAUUCUGGACAACCAGUCUUGCAACCUGGUCAGGGUUUCCCAAGAAUAAUUCAACAUUUCCAACAGCCAAACCACCCUCUCCCACACCCUGGCCAAAGACCUGUCAACACCAAUCCAAAUCAAAGUGUCUUUAGGUCCCCCAAUGCUCCAGUUCAGUCAGAUUUCCCAGAUAUUAAUUCAAAUUCCUUAAACCAACCCGAAAAUUCUAAUCAUGAGUCAGUUACUCCAGUACCAUCUCCAUCAUCAUCACUUCAGACCAUUCCACCCCUUGUGAAUGCCCCUCAUUCUGUCCCUAAGUCAGUUAUACAGAAUACUCCUCGUCCACAGCUGAUCUCUCCAUUUCCUCAAAAGGAGUUCCCUUCAAGCUCUCCAACACCCACAACUUUCUUCCAGUCAUCACCCAGACCAUUCCCUUCAACUGAAUCCCCAGUAUUUCCUCAAAGGCCUACUUCCUUCUCAACACCAGAACCAGUUUCUUUGACCCCGUUGUCAUCACCAAAUCCAUUCUCUUCCAGCCGCAGUCCAACAACAAUUACGCCUGUUCCUGUGUCUCUAGAUUCACACACUGUUGGUAGAUCUGGUUUUUCUUCAACUGAAAGGCCAGAGCGUUUCACAACCCCAGUUCCUUUCACAUCACCAGAGUCAGUUACUUUUACAACCCCAAGGCCUGCUCCAUUCCCAACCCAAAGGCCUGCUCCAUUCAUAACCCAAAGGCCUGCUCCUUUCACAACCCAAAGGCCUGUUCCUUUCACAACCCAAAGGCCUGCUCCAUUCACAACCCAGAGGCCUGCUCCAUUCACAACCCAGAGGCCUGCUCCAUUCACAACCCCAGAGCCAAUUCCUUUCACAACCCCAAGACCAGCUGGCUUCACAACCCAAAGACCAGCUCAUUUCACAACUCCAACACCAUCUUUUAUAACAACUCCAAGGCCAAUAUUGACCUCUUCACACCCACCCUUUUCCUCACUAAAUCCUCAGCCUGUAACCUUCUCACCACUUCCAUUAUUUGAAACUAGUUCACCUAGGAAUCCAUUCCAGCAAGCAUUUGGAAUUGAAGAGACUGAGUUGGAAACUUUGCCCCCUCUACCUCAUGAACAUCAGAGCAUUGAAAUUUCAGGGGUCAACGAACCUCAAAUUCCAUUUAUACAAGAACCUCAUGUUCAAAGUGCGCAUCCUCAGGUUCCAGUAAGCCCACAAUUUACACCCAGUGAAGAACCUGUGACUGUGCGCAUUCCAUCAUUCCAAAGACCCCAAACAACGACACUCACUCGUUUUCCAGGAGGGUCUCAGUCACCGCGAUUACCUGCUUUCCAAAGGCCUUCACCUUCACUAAUUGCUGAAAAUGAAAAUUCCAAGGAAAUUCAAGAGACUGGAAGAAGGCAGCGAUUACCAUUAUUCCCUAGAUUCCAGAGGCCAAGAGUAACCACGGUUGUACCAGAGGAAGAAGAUCAGACUUUACAACCAGAGAUACUGACAACUGAAUUUAUACCAACAACUACACCAUCCACACUGUCUACACCCUCUCAGCCUACAACAGUGAAGGUCACCACUUUCAAACCCAAGUUUAACUUUAACCUUGGAAACAGGCGUCCAUUCUUUAGAAGAAAACAAAGGCCAACAGAAGAAGAUGAGAAAAAGGAAAAGAUUCCUGAUGACAAGAAACCAGAACCAGUCACCCUAUUCCCUCCAUUUUCAGUAGCACGUACCCUUAACCCCCAGCGUGAUGAUAAGAAAGAAGUUGAUAAAACUUCUACAGCUGGUGAGCCUGGGGUAACUGUUCCUCCAUCAGGAACUUUUGGAAGGCGUAUCAGACCUCGUACAAAGUCACCUUCUGCUCGCUCUAAUGACGAGUCAGAUGCUGAAUCACCAAGACCUAGUGGGGUAAGGGCUCGAGGACCAGUUAGCAAUAGAGCCAGAGAGCUGCCCGAUUGGCUGAAAGCUAGAAGACGAGUUCGUGGCAGAUUCCGUGGCCUUUCUAGUACAACAACUGAAAAUGCCAGAGUUGUUGAUGAUUUCUUAGAGGAUGAUAUUCCUUUAGAUGCCAUAGAAAACAAUGAAUUUAGUGGGGCAGAGUCAACCUUAGUUGUAUUCAGCAGGCCCUUAGAAAAUGCAGUUUCAGGUGCUGUAGUUGGUGAAGAAAUUGAGAAAGUGUUAGAUGAGGAGGGCGAUAUUAAAUAUGAGGAACAAAGUCAGGAAGAAAAGCAAAUUAAGUCAGAUGAUGAACAAGUUGCUGAAGUUGUCACUGAUUACUCCGAAGGAAAUUCCAACAUUCACCAUGAAUCUAGUGUGAUUCCAGAGGAUAUUAUUGCCAGUGCAGAUGCGGGAGUGUCAGUGGAACCACAAGAUGCUGCUGAAUCUUAUGAAGACUACACUUAUGAGAGUACAGAAUCAGUACCAGAGCCUGAGCCUGAGCCUGAAUCAUCAGACAAGUAUGUAGCCGAUUAUAGCAAGUAUGAGGACGACACAGAGGACACAUCAGAGACGUAUAACACCCAUGACCAGCCCCGUAGGCAGCCCCCUUCUUUCCCCAACCCUCAGCCUACCCAACAAACAGUUAUACAUACCUCUGCACACUCACAUCCACUCAUUAUCCCAAAAAUUCCCUCUGUAGAGAAUUCUGAAAUAAAUCCUGUAGAAACUCUUAUAGAUCACACAGUAGAUGAAGUAGAGGACGCCACAGAAAGGUAUGUAGGGAAUGAGAGUAGUGACGAGAAUGAGCUUGUAGCGCUUCUUCCCAUAGACAAAGAGACAGCUGAACUAAAUCUUGACAUUGAAGUUGAUGUUGAAAAUGAAUAUGAUUCUGUAACAAAAAGAACAAAUUUUAGUCAUGAAAAUAAUAGCUCUGAGAUUGACAAUGAAACUUAUCAGCUAGGAGGGGAGGGGGAGGAGGGUGCUGAAGGGGAAAUGGAUGGGGAGUCUCAGGAACAUAGGGAAGAUUCCAGGGAAGAUUCCUACCAGGAGUAUAGUACAGAGCCUCCUGAAAUAUUAACACUUUUCCCUAAUGAUUACUUCACUGCUCUUUCCCCAGGCCAGUUGCAGGAGUACGACUACUAUGAAUACGAUUCCUACGAAGAUGAGGGCAGCAUAGAGGGCGUCGAUCAGAACUUCGGAGGAAGCAGUGCACAAGUGGUCUUCGCUGUGCCAGUCACUGAGUAUUAUCCAGAGGACACAACUUGGAUACAAGAACAGUUUGAAAGUACAGAAGAAAAUGUAGAAAUAAAUGACUCCGAGGUUGCUGUUCCAACCACUGAAGAGGCAUUUCCUAUGACAACUGAAGAACUAGAAGUUGGAAUGGAAGGGAAUGAUGCUACUACAGAUUAUCCAUCGUUGGAUGAGGAUGAAGAUGAGCCAGUUACUGAAAGCCAAGUUGAAUAUGAUGAAGUAACACCUUACUAUAAUAUAGUAACAGAAAUUCCUGAGGAGGAAGUACCUGUGUCUACACUAGAUGACUCUGAAUCUUUUGUAAGCACAGAGAAUACCACAGCUGUUCCUACAACAACAGUUCCUCCUGCCACGACUGUUCCAGUACUUAAUAAUAUAAGCACCCCAUCGACAACAACACCAAGACCUGCUUCUAUACGUCCAUUGUAUGCUCGCCUCCAGAGCAUUGGAAAGAAAGAAGCAGAAGUUGCCAUAAAGAAACUUGGUAGACAUCCUAAAAUUCUUGGCCAGUCUACUGUAACAGAGAUUCGUUCCUCUGAUCCAGUCAUCUGUUUCCGAGAUAACCAGUGUGUCAGAGCACGAGGACAGAGAAGGCGUGGCAACUAUAAGCCAUGAAAUCCAUUCUUGAUUCUUUAUUUAUGACUUCAGUUGCAUUUUUUUCUAUUAGAUAAGUUCAUAACGCUCUUACCAGGAAAUUGGAAUUUCUUAAAACUACCUCCUUAAGCUAAAUCCAUUUAUUUCUUCUAUUAAGAGUUGCCAUUCAUUUCAAGACACCUGUUCUGAUUCUUGUUGCCGAAAAGGGCAACCUGUUAAGAAGCCAAAAUAUAUAGUACUCAUGUAGUAGACAUGCAAGUAGGUAUAAUACAUAUAUAUAUAUUCACAUAAAGAUAUAUACAUAAUUCUCAUGAAGCAUACCAUGUAAAUAUGGCAUUUCAUAAUAGGUGCAUGUUUUUAUAAACAGUAUAUCUUGAUCAUUUCUCUAUGCUUGUGAGUAGAGGAAUGUGAACUACAGUAAGGGACUUGGGUGUGUAUUCUGAUAAUUCCCCAGUCUAUAUCUUAUACAUAUUAUGUGUGUUUAUAUGGUAAAAGAUGAGUUUGAUGAAGUAUGCCUUGGCAUACUGUCAAAUACAUACAAAGUCUUGAUGCAAAUUAUGGGUGAUAUGCAAGCUAUAUCAAAUUUAAACUGAAUAUCAGUAAGCCUGCUCUUUAUCCAGAUUUUCACUUCUAAACUUAGUUCUGUUCAGGUCAUAUUGGUCGAAGCGUUAGAAUUGUUACAGUCUUCAGUAAAUUUUGUUGAACGAAAUGUUGUAAAAACAAAUGGUAUACGCUCUCAAGUUUUGCAUGUACACCUAUUUUGAAAGGGCUGACCAGCGUUUAAGUGUCCUUGACCAGUACAUAUUCUGUACAUUUGUGUAAUUUAUUUAACCCCGCUGUAUGACACAGCAGGUCUGUUGUCAUUAAAGGGAGGCUCAAUCUAAGCAGAAUAGUAGUCACUCUGUUAAGGAAUCACUAAUAUUGUUAUUUAAGCUGUAUAUUAUAUUUUUAAGGAUUAAAGAUUUUUUAUAUAUA
This is a messenger RNA of Macrobrachium nipponense, 6705 nucleotides long. Its product is annotated as mucin-2-like. The transcript is spliced from 2 exons. The record is from RefSeq and is a predicted model, not a curated record. Bases 274 to 5751 code for a protein of 1825 amino acids. Lineage: Eukaryota; Metazoa; Arthropoda; Malacostraca; Decapoda; Palaemonidae.